Pyrus x bretschneideri (Chinese white pear) is the source of this 1807-nucleotide messenger RNA. RefSeq lists its product as uncharacterized. The record is from RefSeq and is a predicted model, not a curated record. Bases 713 to 1423 code for a protein of 236 amino acids. The transcript has 4 exons. NCBI's taxonomy places the organism in Eukaryota, Viridiplantae, Streptophyta, Magnoliopsida, Rosales, Rosaceae.
AGUCAAAAACUCAAAAAAAAAUGCCAUGCAAGUGUCGGUGGAACUGCCGAGGAAGGGGAAGAAGAAAACAUCAGAUUCGAGUCAUUUGCGCGGUGGUAUUUAUCCGACGAAGAUAUAGCGCCACAAUUUUAAUCAGAAUUCAAAAAAUUGAUUGAUUUAUUUAUAUAAAAGCCCUGCACUUUCUCGGUGAUUCUCCUAAAACCCCUCCUGUCCAUUCCCUUCUUCCUCUCUCUCUCCUCUCCCCCCUCUCUCUCUCUUCUCACUCUGACUCUCUUUAAUUAGCACUUGAAGCUUCCAUAUAUGACGCUAGCUUCGCUGUAAGCUCUUUCUCCGCAUCGGAUCUGGGGCUUCUUCGCUUUCUUUUGAAGGAAAGGGAGGAAAAAAGAAGGGAGGCACUGUUGUUUAUUGGUUGAUUAUUCUUUGGGAAAGCGGUGAGCCGUGUCAAACAAGUUGAAUUGCAUUCAAUUAAGCUGUCUCCGAUUUAAUUGCAAGUUAAGUUCGAAAGUGCUGUUUAUUUGAGGAAGCUAGAUAUAUUUGUCCUCAAGUUGCACCUGUGAAUAUAAUAUAUAUUGCAAAGAGGCCAUUCCUUCUAAUGGGUUGACUCCAAAUAUUCAAAAUUUGGUUUUUUCCAUUUGGGAGGGGUUUAACGUGGCUUUGAUCAUUUGAAGGCCAGGGAGGGAGUUGGUAAUUAGCUUGAGUUUGGUUGGUUGUAAUGGAUCAAAAGAGUCAGAGGGAAAAAGACUUUGAAGUUGAUCUUGAAAGUGGGGUGGUAGUUAGUGAAGAGGAUUCAAGCGAUACCCCUGUUUCAUGUGCUAAGAAACCGGCAAAGACAUUGAUUGCUAAGGUUUGUGGCGGUCUGUUGGAUGGAACGGUUAAAGUUGAAGAUAGAAUUGGUUUGUGUGGCAAUGGGUCCAACUCCAAUGUAGUGUGCCCCGAUAACUUGAAGGUGGCAACAAACAAGGUGCUGGAGGGGAAUGAGUGCAUGGAUCAUGUAGAGAAGACACGGGUGAAGGACAAGCGGAAGAAGACGAGCAAUAAAAAGCCUCCUAAACCUCCCAGACCUCCACGAGGCCCAUCAUUGGAUGCGGCAGACCAGAAGUUAAUCAAGGAACUCUCUGAAAUUGCCAUGUGGAAACGUGCAAGGAUUGAGCGAAUGAAAGCGUUGAAGAAGAUGAAAGCUGCUAAGGCGUCUUCCAAUAGCGGCACAUUUGCCAUGCUGUUCACCAUUCUCUUCUGUCUUGUGCUAAUCUUUCAAGGAAUUUCGUCUAGAAGAAGCUCACCUGUAAACAUUAAGGGAUCUCCAUUGUCUGCUGGACGAACAGAGGGCAAUUUGAUCUCAGUUCAGUACUAUCCAAAUCUGUCAUCAAAGGGACCUGGUUCUGCGUCCCCCAAGUUGCUGGGUUGGAUCCGCCGGAGAAGCUGAAAAGAUGGGCAGGGUGAUAUUACAAUGUGGUUGCCUAGUCGAUGUUGAGGAACAAAUUCCACAUGCCUUUUGAAUCCUAGUGCAAACCGUCGAUGCUUGCACUUUUUUGUAUGCAUGAUUACUGAAGCUGUUGAUCCCCUGUAUGUACAGAAAUGGGGGAGAGCAAGAGACUCAGAGAGAGAAAGAGAGUGGUUACAGUACAAUUUUUAGUGUUCUGUCGGUGAUGUCAAAUGCAUACUGAUAAGUUUGCCUUCCUUGCAACUGGUUUGGCCUCUAAUAAAGUUGCGGUAAUUAUACCACUAGAAAAUCAUCCAAAUCUGCUCCUUCAUUUCAAAUGCUGUAUAAGUUUGGCUGAAAUUGGUAGUAGAUGUUAUUCGCGUUCGA